This is a messenger RNA of Dichotomopilus funicola, 1044 nucleotides long. RefSeq lists its product as uncharacterized. The transcript has a single exon. NCBI's taxonomy places the organism in Eukaryota, Fungi, Ascomycota, Sordariomycetes, Sordariales, Chaetomiaceae. The coding region runs from base 1 to 1044 and encodes 347 amino acids. The record is from RefSeq and is a predicted model, not a curated record.
AUGACGCUCACGAACGGCCCGGAUAUCGGGGACUUCCACCCCGUGGCUUCCCUUAUGAGCCGGGCCACAGACCCCUUGCUUUCGGCGUCCGCUGCGAGAGAGGUUGCGUCUUCGGGGGUCCGAGGCGCGGUUGCUGCUGCAAGCAGCAGUUUUGUGGCAGACGACCCUUUUGCGUCGCUACGUGAUCGGAUGAACUCAGCCGCUGGGGGUGCAGAAAGCGAGACCAAGAAGAAGCUGGCCCCCAUGCCCCAGGAUGUGGCCGUCAUCCCUGACAAGGACGAGGAUGACCCGCUGACGGACGAGGAUUGGAAACGCAAGGCGAUCAAGGACGUCCAGCAUCUACGUGACAUUGCAUCCAUCGCGGAUCUGUACAUCGCCAUGUCGAACCUGGAGAAGCGCAAAGCACGUGGUCACCCAGAGGAAUACCGCAUCACGGACCCGAAAGAGGCUGCGCAAGCGUUUGCUGACAUGGCUGACUCGGCGUACCGCGUCAUGGCGGGCCCUCCCCUUGUUGGCUUGUAUAGCUUCUCGAGCGGCACCGUGAGGGAAUUUAGGCGGAAGAUGUCCAAGACGGAGCUGCACCUGGGCUUCCUGGCUGAGAUCUUCACGGGCUUCAGCUUCACCAAGGCGGCCACCAAGCAGCUCGACGGCAUCCUUACCAACUUCAUUAAGUCCCUGGGUGACAUCAGCGUCAGCACCGAGAAGACCAACAACUCGGUCGACCAGACCAUCCGCAUCCACCAAACCAUCGCCAUGAACAUCACAGGUGACGACGAACGGGCGAUCUGGGUCUACCAGCCGCGGACGCGCAUCAUCUACAUGCACGUUGACGGCAGCACCUGGAAAUGGGCCACCAACAAGGCCAACCACGAGGAGAGCACCUUCUACAUGAACUAUGUUGUCGUCGACUGUGACCUCAAUGUCAACAAAUGGCUCGGGGCCAAAGCCCAGCUCGAGGCCAUCUUCAAGGAAGUCACCAGCAAGACUUUCGCGGACUACGGGAAGAUGAGGUAUCCUUCUCCGAUAGACUCGACCACCAAGUAA